This is a messenger RNA of Durio zibethinus, 1355 nucleotides long. The record is from RefSeq and is a predicted model, not a curated record. Lineage: Eukaryota; Viridiplantae; Streptophyta; Magnoliopsida; Malvales; Malvaceae.
ACAAAAGUGAAACGGUGAGUUUAGAAGUGAGUUUUUCAUUAGGUUUUAUGGAGCUGAAGCGUCCAUGUAAACUGUGAGCUUCGAUCAUCUUCAUCUCUGGGAGGAAAGGCAGAAUCAAAUCCAAUAACACAAAAACAUAAAAGGAAUAUUAUCCCCAAUUCACAACCAUGACUGACCACGUGCAGGAGCAGGAGAUGGAAAUUGAAGCCCUGGAAGCAAUACUUAUGGAUGAAUUCAAAGAAAUUCACUCUGGUGAGAGUGGGCUAAGCACCUCGAAUAGGUGCUUCCAAAUAACAUUAUCCCCUCAGGAUGAUGACGCAGAUCAGUCAACCACCAGACCAGUUCAGCUGGCUUUGAUUUUCUCGCAUACGGAAAAAUAUCCAGAUGAGCCUCCACUUCUGAAUGUAAAAAGUAUACGGGGAAUACAUACCAGUGACCUCAAAGUUUUGAAAGAGAAGCUUGAACAGGAGGCAUCUGAAAAUCUUGGAAUGGCUAUGAUUUACACUUUGGUUACAACAGCCAAGGAAUGGCUAUCUGAAAGAUAUGGCCAAGAUGCUGAUGCUGACAAUGCUGAAGAAGAAGAAUCAACAAAAGAUGAGGUAAUUGUACCACAUGGAGAACCUGUUACUGUUGAUACAUUUUUGGCAUGGAGAGAAAGGUUUGAGGCAGAGUUGGCACUAGAGCGAGCUAAGCUAAUGCCUGAGUCUGCUCUCACGGCACCCAAAGAGAAGAAGCUCACAGGCAGGCAGUGGUUUGAAAGUGGAAGAGCUACUGUGAAAGGUGGAGCUCCUGUCACUGAAGGAUCUGACGAGGAAGACGAGGAAGAUAUUGAUUUUGAUGAUGAUGAUUUUGAAGAUGAUGAAGAAGAUAUGCUUGAGCACUAUCUGGCUGAGAAGUCUGAUUCAUCCUCUCACUCUUCAAAGAGAACUGCCUAAAAGAAAGUCUUGCAGUUUGAAAAUUAAAUAUUUUUUAUGGACUUCUGGCAGUGGAAGUUUGCCCUUUCUGCUAAUAUAUCGUGUAUUUUGGCCCACUUUUAUUCUUGACGCUUGAUGGCGAGUGGGAGUCAUAGUUUCAUGAUUAGAAACUUCUUCUCAUUUUAAUUUUUAAGUAUAAUAGCAAGAUGGCAUUGAUUGAAGGAAAACAAUUUAUGUUGUAACAUUAGUUUCUGUUUAAAUCACCACCUCUAAUGUAAAUGCACCAAUUUUGCCUAAUAUUUAAAGAGUCUGCUCAUCUUGGGCCUAUCUUUUUGGUCUGUACUGUCACAUUAAAAUUAUGUAACUCAAUACAUAACCAGAACAACAACUCCUAGGAAAGAAAAGGGUGCAUGAUAUUCAGGAAUCAUAUCGUUUUCUUGA